Messenger RNA from Eurypyga helias (sunbittern), 2668 nucleotides. RefSeq names its product dynamin 1 (gene DNM1). Lineage: Eukaryota; Metazoa; Chordata; Aves; Eurypygiformes; Eurypygidae. The transcript has 21 exons. Gene Ontology annotation, cellular component: microtubule; cytoplasm; membrane. Gene Ontology annotation, molecular function: microtubule binding; GTP binding; GTPase activity. The record is from RefSeq and is a predicted model, not a curated record.
AUGUAUGCUUAUAGGAGCAGAAAUGUUGUGAAAAGGGAAGGAAGCAAUCAUUCACUCAUCUGACACUUCCUGUUUCGUUUCAGGGACUUUCUGCCACGUGGAUCUGGCAUCGUAACCAGACGCCCGCUGGUCCUGCAGCUGGUGAACUCCAGCACAGAAUAUGGUGAGUUCCUACACUGCAAAGGAAAGAAAUUCACUGAUUUUGAGGAGGUCCGUCUGGAGAUUGAGGCUGAAACAGAUCGUGUUACUGGCUCCAACAAAGGGAUUUCCCCAGUGCCCAUCAAUCUUCGCGUCUACUCUCCCCACGUCCUGAACCUGACCUUGGUGGAUCUCCCGGGUAUGACAAAAGUCCCAGUAGGGGACCAGCCCCCUGACAUCGAGUUUCAGAUCCGAGACAUGCUCAUGCAGUUUGUCACCAAAGAGAAUUGCCUCAUCCUGGCAGUAUCACCAGCCAACUCAGACUUGGCCAAUUCUGAUGCCCUGAAGAUUGCGAAGGAGGUGGAUCCUCAAGGGCAACGCACUAUUGGAGUCAUCACUAAGCUGGAUCUUAUGGAUGAAGGAACUGAUGCACGAGAUGUAUUAGAAAAUAAAUUACUUCCUCUUCGUAGAGGUUACAUUGGUGUAGUCAACAGAAGUCAGAAGGACAUUGAUGGCAAGAAGGAUAUUCAGGCAGCUCUGGCUGCAGAGAGAAAAUUUUUUCUCUCCCACCCAGCCUACAGACACAUGGCUGAUCGCAUGGGAACCCCCUACCUGCAGAAAGUAUUGAACCAGCAAUUGACCAACCACAUCCGUGACACCCUGCCAGGGCUGCGGAACAAGCUCCAAAGUCAGCUCCUCUCCAUUGAGAAGGAGGUGGAGGAGUACAAGAACUUUCGCCCUGAUGACCCAGCUCGCAAGACCAAAGCUCUGCUCCAGAUGGUCCAGCAGUUUGCUGUGGACUUUGAGAAACGCAUUGAAGGCUCUGGGGACCAAAUUGAUACUUAUGAGCUGUCAGGAGGAGCUAGGAUUAAUCGCAUCUUCCACGAGCGUUUCCCCUUUGAGCUGGUGAAGAUGGAGUUUGAUGAGAAGGAGCUGCGGCGGGAGAUAAGCUACGCCAUCAAGAACAUCCAUGGUAUCAGAACCGGUCUCUUCACACCCGACAUGGCCUUUGAGACCAUUGUGAAAAAGCAGGUGAAGAAGAUUAAAGAACCUUGCCUGAAAUGCGUGGACAUGGUCAUUUCGGAGUUAAUCAAUACCGUUAGACAGUGCACCAAGAAGCUCAGCCAGUACCCUCAUCUGCGUGAGGAGAUGGAGAGGAUUGUUACUACUCACAUCCGUGAGAGAGAAGGCAGGACCAAAGAUCAGGUGAUGCUUCUAAUAGACAUUGAGCUGGCUUACAUGAACACAAACCAUGAGGAUUUCAUUGGCUUUGCCAAUGCUCAGCAGAGGAGCAGCCAGAUGAGCAAGAAGAAGGCAGCUGGCAACCAGGAUGAGAUCCUGGUCAUCCGAAAGGGCUGGCUCACCAUCAACAACAUCGGGAUCAUGAAGGGUGGCUCCAAGGAGUAUUGGUUUGUCCUGACAGCAGAGAACCUCUCCUGGUACAAGGAUGACGAGGAGAAGGAAAAGAAGUACAUGUUACCAGUGGAUAACCUGAAACUGCGUGAUGUUGAGAAGGGGUUCAUGUCCAGCAAGCACAUCUUUGCUCUCUUCAACACUGAACAGAGGAAUGUUUACAAGGACUACCGGCAGCUGGAGCUGGCCUGUGAGACCCAGGAGGAGGUGGAUAGCUGGAAGGCUUCCUUCCUUCGUGCAGGAGUCUACCCAGAGCGUGUUGGGGACAAGGACAAAGCGAGUGAAGCAGAGGAGAAUGGAUCAGACAGUUUCAUGCACUCCAUGGACCCUCAGCUGGAGAGACAAGUGGAGACGAUCAGGAACCUGGUGGAUUCCUACAUGGCAAUUGUCAACAAAACCAUCAGAGACCUCAUGCCGAAGACAAUCAUGCACCUCAUGAUAAACAAUACCAAGGACUUUAUCCAUUCGGAGUUGCUGGCGAACCUGUAUUCCUGUGGUGAUCAAAAUACGCUGAUGGAGGAAUCGGCAGAGCAGGCCCAGCGACGUGACGAAAUGCUGCGCAUGUACCACGCCCUGAAAGAGGCCCUCAACAUCAUCGGGGACAUCAACACCAGCACCAUCAGCACCCCAAUGCCCCCACCGGUGGACGACUCUUGGCUGCAGGUGCAGAGCGUACCAUCUGGACGCAGGUCUCCUACAUCCAGCCCCACGCCACAGAGGAGAGCUCCGGCUGUUCCACCCGCCAGACCUGGGUCUCGAGGCCCAGCUCCUGGGCCACCUCCUGCUGGUGGGUCCACACUGGGUGGUGCCCCCCCUGUGCCCUCCAGGCCAGGUGCCUCUCCUGAUCCCUUUGGGCCCCCACCUCAGGUUCCUUCUCGGCCUAAUCGUGCUCCUCCUGGUGUUCCCAGCCGGCCGGGUAAGGCCAGUCCCUCCCGCCCGGAGAGCCCAAAACCACCAUUUGACAUGUAGGCCUGCUCCCUCUGAGACUCUUUGCCUGCCUCUUAGCUGUUCUGUCCUGGAAUGGUCUGACUCGAAUCUCACACAUGGCUUGUUUUGUUUGUAUUUUGUGACACACCUAUCAGAUGUGAUUCUAGUGAAACUGGGUUUUGUUUUGUUU